AUGGCGGACGAGUUCGAGAUCGACAACCAGGGCGAUGCCGGUGCGUCUGCCACUUUCCCCAUGCAGUGCUCUGCUCUGCGCAAGAACGGUGCCGUCGUUAUCAAGGGCCGCCCCUGCAAGAUCGUAGACAUGUCCACCUCCAAGACCGGAAAGCACGGUCACGCCAAGGUCCAUCUCGUCGGUAUCGACAUCUUUACCGGCAAGAAGCUUGAAGAACUUUGCCCUUCCACCCACAACAUGGAGGUCCCCGUUGUCAAGAUUAAGCAGUACAACUUCUCUCACCUUGAGGAUGGCUUCAUUGUUCUCCACGACAUCAACACCAGCGAGGAGCGAAGCGACAUCAAGGUCCCCGAGGGUGAGAUUGGUAACAAGAUCGAGGCUGCCGAUGAGAACGGAACCCCUCUUAUCAUUACCAUUCAGUCCGCCAUGGGCGAAGAGGCCGCCAUCAAGGCCGACGAGCCUGCCCAGAAGGACUAA
Molecule: messenger RNA, 477 nt
Organism: Daldinia childiae
Lineage: Eukaryota; Fungi; Ascomycota; Sordariomycetes; Xylariales; Hypoxylaceae
Product: Eukaryotic translation initiation factor 5A
Exons: 4
Coding region: 1-477 (158 amino acids)
Biological process (GO): positive regulation of translational elongation; positive regulation of translational termination
Molecular function (GO): translation elongation factor activity; RNA binding; ribosome binding
Source: RefSeq, a predicted model, not a curated record